Messenger RNA from Ixodes scapularis (black-legged tick), 1812 nucleotides. It is a transcript of the gene Trm1, whose product is annotated as tRNA (guanine(26)-N(2))-dimethyltransferase. The coding region runs from base 19 to 1794 and encodes 591 amino acids. Gene Ontology annotation, cellular component: nucleus. Gene Ontology annotation, molecular function: RNA binding. Gene Ontology annotation, biological process: tRNA N2-guanine methylation. NCBI's taxonomy places the organism in Eukaryota, Metazoa, Arthropoda, Arachnida, Ixodida, Ixodidae. The transcript is spliced from 15 exons. The record is from RefSeq and is a predicted model, not a curated record.
CAACCGCGAAGAUGCGCCAUGUUUCGAAACCAUCGCAUCCUGCGGCGGAGCGUGAUCGGCGUGGUGGGAUUAGCUCGGCGCUCUGAAUGUUGUCUCCACUGUAAAGCCGUGGACACCACAAAGAAACCAGAAAACCGAUCACCGACGAUACGUCCGCCCGGCGAAGAAGCCGUCAUGGACAGCCUGGAGCUGUCGACGGGCCAUCAGGCCGUGGUGGAAAAACCUGACAAGCCUCAGACAUCCGUCACCGAGGGUCGGGCCGAGGUGUUGUUCCCCAGCUCGCACGACGUGUUCUACAACCCCGUUCAAGAAUUCAACCGAGACAUGAGUGUUGCAGUCAUUCAGGAGUUCAUCGCUCUGCGACGCGAAGAAGCACAGCAGGAGAAACAAGUGGACGGAGACAGCCAACUUAAAGUAACUGUCUUGGAAGCCCUGGCGGCCUCUGGGCUGCGCUCCAUCCGGUACGCCCUGGAGAUUGAGGGCAUAGAGCGCAUUGUGGCCAACGACUACUCGGUGCAGGCAGUGGAGAGCAUCAAGCGCAACGUGGAGCACAAUAAGGUGGCGCACCUGGUGACCCCCAGCAGAGCGGAGGCAGCGCUCCUGAUGCACUCCCACAAGGCGGACCGGUUCGACGUGAUCGACCUGGACCCCUACGGCAGCCCUGCCAUGUUCCUGGAUGCCGCCGUGCAAGCAGUCAAGGAGAAAGGGCUGCUGCUGGUGACAUGCACGGACAUGGCCAUUCUGUGCGGCAACAGCAGCGAGACCUGCCGUGCCAAGUAUGGGGCCGUGUCGCUCAAGUCCAAGUGCUGCCACGAAAUGGCCCUGCGCAUUGUGCUGCAGAGCAUCGAGUCCCACGCCAACCGGUACGGCCGCUACACGGUGCCACUGCUGGCGCUCAGCGUCGACUUCUACGUCAGAGUCUUUGUCCGCGUCUACACCGGAGCGGCGGUGGUCAAGCGCUCCACCAGCAAGCUGGGUAUGGUGUACCAGUGCAGUGGCUGCGAGAGCUUCACCCUGCAGCCCCUGGGACGAUGCACGGAAAAGGGCACCGGCUUCAAGUGCAGCCCGGCCCAGGGUCCUCCUGUGGGGCCUUCCUGCUCCCACUGUGGCCACAAACAUCAUGUGGGGGGCCCCAUUUGGAUCAACCCGCUGCACGAUCUGGGCUUCGUGCGCCGUCUCAUCGACCGGGUGAGCGCAAAUCCAGAGCUGUAUGGCACCUCCAAAAGGAUGCUGGGAAUUCUGCACCUCCUCACCGAGGAGCUGCAGGUGCCGCUUUACUUCCUCUUGGACCGACUGGCAUCUAUCGUCCACGUUUCCACACCCAGCAUGCUCCAGUUCAGGUCUGCCCUGCUGCACCAGGGCUACAGGGUGUCCUUCUCCCAUGCCUGCAAGAACUCUGUCAAAACAGACGCUCCAAUGGACGUUAUUUGGGACAUCAUCCGCACCUGGAAGCUGCAGCAUCCUUCUAACAAGGCGCUGGAACCAGGGUCACCAGCCGAGGGCAUCAUGCGCACCCAACCCAAAGCCACGGUGAACUUUGUAAUGCAUCCGGAGGCCAAUCCAUCGUCGAGGGAACAGCAGCUGCUCCGGUACCAGGUGAAUCCUGAGCGGUACUGGGGCCCCAAGGCAAGAGCCAAGACCAGCCUGUGGUCCAACAAGGAAGCGGAGAAGCGGCAGAGGCAUCAGGGCAAGCGGAAGCUCAGGGCACUUUCAGACGCUGAUCCCAAGAGGCCAGCUCAGGAGACCUGCCAGCAAGCUGCCCACACCACACCAGAACCCACAGAAAAUGAGUAAAGGCGCUCAAAAAGAAAA